Molecule: messenger RNA, 1422 nt
Organism: Canariomyces notabilis
Lineage: Eukaryota; Fungi; Ascomycota; Sordariomycetes; Sordariales; Chaetomiaceae
Exons: 2
Coding region: 1-1422 (473 amino acids)
Molecular function (GO): NAD binding; oxidoreductase activity, acting on the CH-OH group of donors, NAD or NADP as acceptor
Source: RefSeq, a predicted model, not a curated record
AUGACGUCCCCGAGAGAUAUCGCACCGCACCCGCUGGCAAAGGCCGUUUCGUACAGCAGUUUGAGCGUGUCCCCCACGGCCACUUUCCAGUCCCCUCCUUCUUCAAGUCAGGGCGGCGGCUUCAUGGCCGGGGUCCUUGCCCAAAGCGCUGCGGCCGCAAAACAGCUCAAGCCCUUUAACACGGAGGACGUCAAGAUCUUGCUGCUGGAGAACGUGAACCAGACGGGCAGAGAUAUACUAAAGGGUCAAGGCUACCAGGUGGAAUUUCUGAAGACUUCGUUGCCAGAAGACCAGCUCAUCGAGAAGAUUAGGGAUGUUCAUGUCAUUGGCAUCCGGUCAAAGACAAAGCUCACAGCCAAGGUUCUGCAAGAGGCCAAGAACCUGCUCGUCAUCGGCUGUUUCUGCAUCGGCACCAACCAAGUAGACCUGGAGUAUGCCGCCCAGCAUGGCAUUGCCGUCUUCAACUCGCCGUUUGCCAAUUCGCGCAGCGUGGCCGAGCUGGUGAUUGCCGAGAUUAUCACCCUUGCCCGCCAGCUGGGCGACCGCUCGCUCGAGAUGCAUCGCGGCACCUGGAACAAAGUCAGUUCCAAGUGCUGGGAGAUCCGUGGGAAGACGCUCGGCAUCGUUGGCUACGGCCACAUUGGCUCGCAGCUGUCGGUUCUGGCCGAGGCCAUGGGUAUGUCUGUCAUCUACUAUGAUGUUGCCACCCUGAUGGCCAUCGGAACAGCGAGACAGGUGCCGACGCUCGAGGCUCUGCUGGAAGAGGCCGACUUUGUCACGCUACACGUCCCCGAGACGCCCGAGACCAAGAACAUGAUCUCAGCGGCCCAGUUUGAGCACAUGAAGACAGGCUCGUACCUCAUCAACGCCAGCCGCGGCACCGUGGUCGACAUCCCCGCGCUGAUUAAGGCGAUGCGCUCCGGCAAGGUUGCCGGCGCCGCCCUGGACGUGUACCCCAACGAACCGGCCGCCAACGGCGACUACUUCAACAAUGGGUUGAACACAUGGGCCGAGGACCUGCGGGGGCUCAACAACAUUAUCCUGACUCCGCAUAUUGGCGGCAGCACCGAGGAGGCGCAGCGGGCCAUUGGUGUCGAGGUGGCCGAAGCGCUCGUGCGGUACAUCAACCAGGGCAUCACACUGGGCAGCGUCAACCUGCCCGAGGUGACAAUGCGCUCGCUCACGCUCGACGAGCGCGAUCACGCGCGCGUCAUCUACAUCCACCGCAACGUGCCCGGCGUGCUGCGCAAGGUCAACGAGAUCCUCGCCGAGCACAACGUGUCCAAGCAAAUCUCGGACAGCAAGGGUGAUAUCGCGUAUCUGAUGGCUGAUAUUAGUGAUGUCAAGACCGAGGAUAUCAAGGAUAUCUGGGCCAGCUUGGAUUCGCUCAAAUCGCGCAUUCUUACCCGGGUCCUUUACUAG